Messenger RNA from Acanthosepion pharaonis, 912 nucleotides. NCBI's taxonomy places the organism in Eukaryota, Metazoa, Mollusca, Cephalopoda, Sepiida, Sepiidae. The record is from the annotation of a GenBank genome assembly.
AUGAAGAGAGUCGCCCUUCCAAGAAAACAAAAUCAAUUAUGCAAAGAGAUUGUCGACCAGAUAAAAGAAGGGUUCGUCGAGGAAAAAAAAGAAAACACAACAAAAAAAUGGGACACCGGGUCGGGGAAAAUCUGGAACGGAAAUGAAUUUCAUGGGAAAAGUCUGUUCCUACGUAUCUAUCUAUCUAUCGAUCUCAAUCUGUACAUUAUUUAUCUAUCUAAACCUGUUCAUAUCUAUAUAUCUGUGACAGUCUAUUCAUUAUCUAUAUAUCUAUCUAAACCUGUUCAUAUUUAUAUAUCUAUCGGCCACAGUCUGUUAAUUAUCUAUCUAUCUAUCUAUCUAUCUAUCUAUCUAUCUACCUACCUACCCACGUAUCUCAGUCUGUUCAUAUCUAUCUCAAUCUGUUCAUCAGUUCUCUAUCUAAACCUGUUCAUAUCUAUCAAUCUGCCACAGUCUGUUCAUUAUCUAUCUAUCUAUCUAUCUAUCUAUCUAUCUAUCUAUCUAUCUAUCUAUCUCAGUCUGUUCAUUAUCUAUCCAAUUCAUCUAUCUCGAUCUUCUGUUCAUUAUCUGUCUAUCUAUCUAUCUAUCUAUCUAUCUAUCUAUCUAUCUAAACCUGCUCAUAUAUAUCUGACACAACAUACAUACUCCGUCUGUUCAUAUCUAUCUCUGUUAAUUAUCUAUCUACCUAUCUCAGUCUGUUCAUAUCUAUCUAGCUAUCUAUCUAUCUAUCUAUCUUAUCCGUUCAUUAUCUAUCUAUCUAUCUAUCUAUCUAUCUAUCUAAAUUUGUUUAUAUCUAUGUUCAUACCAGUUUAUAAAUCAAUUCAUCUACCAAAUCUAUGUCUGUACAUGCCUAAAUCUGAAAAACAAAACAACACACGCACAUAUAGGCGCUUGAAUAUCUCAAUUUGUUAG